Alternaria atra is the source of this 1809-nucleotide messenger RNA. RefSeq lists its product as uncharacterized. Lineage: Eukaryota; Fungi; Ascomycota; Dothideomycetes; Pleosporales; Pleosporaceae. The record is from RefSeq and is a predicted model, not a curated record. The coding region runs from base 1 to 1809 and encodes 602 amino acids. The transcript has a single exon.
AUGACCGCAUUAGACGCAGUGUACUGCAGGUACAAGUUUGACGAUUGCAUCUCACUACAACACCACUGCCGCUGCACCUACCUCGUGCAGGCUCUGUAUGAGUACGAAGAGUUUAGAAUGUCAUAUUUCACGGACAUGCUUUCCCCGGAUGUUGGACCGCGGAAUGACAGCCGCCCAGCGGACACGCAGAUAUCUCGUCGUACCUCUGUAUGCAAGCACCACGAUGAGUUCAUCGAGCCGCGGCAACACGAUAACGAGGAACAAUGGCACGGCUUGAUCGGAUUUGAAUCGUCCAAAGAGCACAGUCGAGCUGAGAAUCGCCCAGCACACAUCGAGGCACAGUGUACAGAGUGCGCACCAGAGGUGAAAGAUGGGGACGACAAAAACCAAACGGCGCUACCACAAAGAACACCAGACUCGUAUCGAGCAGGUACAUCGUCCCCUUACGCGGGCGGGACAGGCAUAACACCGCGAGGUGAAUUUCACGACGUGCUGGAGAGGCCCAAAUGUUCCCGCCCUCGAGACACAGCCGCCAAGCCUAACCCGCGCGUCUUCGAAGAGAAAGAUCAAGCUCCUCGCCGUGGAGUACAAGCAAAAACGACAUCGUACCGUAGCAAGUGGCUAGCGAUCCCAACGAGACGGGUUUGGGACACGGCGCGUCACACCACGGGUAGAGUUGAAUCAGGAGUCCAUCGGCGAAGCAUGUUUCCCUUGUCUAGAUACGAGGACAAACUGAUUCAGUCGAAAGCAGACGGCGGCAUAAUCCCACAAAGCAGGAGACGUUCCCUACCGUCUAGCUUGUGUUGGGAGGUACAAACAGAAGAAGGCAAGGAUACCGGGGACGCCUUCAGAGCAAGUGCUGGAAUCCAUUUUGCCGACAGUGCCCAUUGUCUCACUCUCGCGCGCACAACGAACAGCGAAGAGAACAGGUUUCAGGUAGCUGCCACGAACUCAAGUCUUACAUCCGAUCCACGGCUCGCUAAGCAGCAAAGUCUCUCCAAUGUGGCCGACUUGAUGGAGAAGAACAGCGACAGUACCCUCUCCAGUCGCGCAGCGGACGCAGAAUGCCGUCGUACUGCUGAUACCCUAGCUCCGUUUGCGGGAGAGUCUGCGCUAAUCGAACAACUGAUUGCCGAUUAUACCUCACUCUACGACAGUCCCUUCGAUCCGGAUGUUGUGGACAUGCGGUACGAGCGACCACGAGCUGUUCCUGCCGUCCCCAAGAGAGAUUCGCUGGAUUCUACAAAGCAGCGAGACAGCAUCUCAACAAGAGCUAUAACCAACUCCAAGCCGGUUUCGAGGAACUUCCGAAAACUUCGUUUGGAUAUUCAGCGCUCUACUCGAUCCACUUGCAAGGCACAACAACACCAGGAGAGUCCAGACUGGGCCUGCCGAACAUCCCUGGCCAUCGAAGCUGGAACGAUUUCGAUGGACAAUGUAUACAUGCAUAGACGGGAUUCGACACCGAGACACAUACUGGACGCUAUGCGUAGCCCAGUCAAAAUCUGUCUACCAGACGGUAGGAGAGUGCAGAGCUUCGGACCAGGAGGGAGAGAGGCGGUCUACCCAGCGCCUUCAAGUAAGCACAGCCUGGCCCAUCCUGCGGCCAGUAGGCAUUCGGAAGGCGCCUUGCAGUUUGUGCGAGGAGCAAAUGCCGCUCGUUUCAUGGGAAAACUUGAGGGAAUGGAUGUCGCAAUCGGGAGAGAGCCGCUGACAUAUCACUGUAUGCAGGUGGCUUCACCAGUAGACUUGAACAAGAGCCUGCCUGCCUUGCCUCUGCACGUGUACGGGCAGCAGGGCAAGAAAUAG